This is a messenger RNA of Neolamprologus brichardi, 989 nucleotides long. RefSeq names its product placenta-specific gene 8 protein-like. Lineage: Eukaryota; Metazoa; Chordata; Actinopteri; Cichliformes; Cichlidae. The record is from RefSeq and is a predicted model, not a curated record.
UGAUAUGGUAGUGUUUGACUGAUUUAAGUCUGUACAGCAUUUUAUAGAAAGAUCUGUUUGCAUUAGGUUAAAGUAAAAAGCAAUGGACUUUAUGGUCAUUUAGAGCAUUCAUCCCAACCAGAGACCUUGAGGAAACCAUUACAUGCAGCGCCUCUGAUCCCAACCACAAAAAAAACUGACAAAUAGAAAAAGAGCUUCUUUGAACUUUUUACUGUUGUUUUUUUCAAACAUUUGUUGGAAGCAGCAAGGGGCAGAAGAUCAUUUUUCCAGAAAAGAUCUUACUUUAGCUCAACAAAAGAAAGAAGAUUUUAACGUGAUCAUGGCUGUGGUCAACCAACCAGGCAAAUAUGAAACUUCUGAAUUCCAGACAGGCGUGUUAGAUUGCUGUGAUGACAUUGGAAUUUGCUGCUUUGGCUAUUGGUGCUACUGCUGCCUCGGCUGUUCCAUUGCCAGUGACAUGGGCGAGUGUUGCCUGUGUGGUCUGGGCAUGCCCAUCCGUAGCGUCUACAGGACCAAAUACAACAUCAAGGGCUCCAUGUGUAACGAUUAUAUGAUGGCCAUGUGCUGCCCCGUCUGCACCACCUGCCAGCUGAAGAGAGAUAUCAACCGGCGCAAGGAGCAGGGCAUUUUCUGAAAGAGUAACAGUCUUCUAAAGUUCUAAAAUGUGUUUUACAAAAUAUUAAUGCCAUUGAUGUUCUGAUGGAAAAGCUACUGCUAUCUCUAUAUACUCCAGAUAAAGUGCUGGUGAAGCAUUAACCCAUCCCUUUACUAUAAAAAUGUUGAAUACUUUGAAAAGUAUGGUGCACACCUCAGUGCUGUUUGUUGUAAAAUGAUUACCCUCCUGUGUAUCAGCUGCCCUAGUCACAGGGAAAAUCACAUUAACCUCUUCUAGUCAGUUAAUCAUUAAUCAGCUGCAGCACAGCAUUUCUUUUAUCACUACUGUUCCUUCAGAAUUUGUACUGUUUUAAUAAAAUUGUUUACAUUUUGAA